UGGUUUUUCUGAAAAAGGAAAAGGUAAAUAACUAGAUAAAUAAAAGGAUGAAGAAUUUUGAAAUAUACCAAUCAAGGAAAAAAUGGAGGGGGUGACCUGGUCAAGCAUGUCCACCAUGGAUUCUGAGAUGAAUUUCUAUCUUCAUGCAUAGCCCUUGAGGUGUCAACCUCUUCAUAAUUUGAAAGCAGUCGGACACCCAAACCUUCUCUUCUCAUUCUCUCUCUCCCAACAAAAUAAACAGAACUUCCCAAAUCCCUUUUUGGAGGUUACCUUCCUCCCCUUGACAAAAUGUCCCUCUCCAUCUUCCUCCUAUGGCUGGUUAGCAUUCCCUUCUUCGUCCAUUCUUCCCCUGAUCAGCCUACAGGUCUGCUGAUAACCUGUGGCUCCUCGGUUAAACAGACUAUACCUGGCACCAAACUCACCUAUAUCCCUGAUGAUGGCUUUACAUUUGUUGGAAACAAAACAGCUCUUAAGAACAAAGAUUUGCUGCCCAUACUAACAACAUUGCGAUACUUUCCCGAUAAGUCAGCAAGAAAAUAUUGCUACACAUUCCAGGCAAUUAAAGGAGGGAAAUAUCUAGUGAGAACUAUCUAUUAUUAUGGGGGUUUUGAUGGAGGGGAACAGCCGCCAGUGUUUGAUCAGAUUAUUGGAGGGACUAAAUGGAGCGUUGUUAAUACCACAGAGGAUUAUGCAAAUGGACUAACUUCAUAUUAUGAGGUCAUUGUGGUUGCCCCUACCACAACCCUGAGCGUUUGCCUUGCAAGAAAUAAGCAAACUGCUUCGAGUUCAAGCCCUUUUAUAUCAGCCAUUGAAGUGCUUUUUCUUGAUGAUUCUAUGUAUAAUUCCACAGAUUUUAAUGAAUAUGCUCUUGCUACAGUGGCAAGAAGUACCUUUGGAAAUCAGGAGGACAGCAUCAGCUUUCCAGAUGAUCCAUAUUAUCGAUUGUGGCAACCAUUCAAGGACAAAAACGCCGUUGUUUCAAGCCAAUCCAGUGUAAGCACUUCAGAAUUUUGGAACAAGCCACCAGCCAAAGCAUUUGUAACGGCAAUCACAACAAGUCCAGGGAAGAAACUUGAAGUCCAGUGGCCACCCGUGUCACUUCCUAGUACCAACUACCACAUUUCCUUGUAUUUCCAGGACAACAGAAAACCAGACACAAAUGCCUGGAGAGUCUUUAGUAUUGCAGUAAAUGGGAAGACUUUCUACAGUAAUCUCAAUGUCUCAACUGGUGGCGUGACUGUGUAUUCACCGCAAUGGCCUCUGUCUGGGCAGACACUAAUCAGCCUGACUCCUGAUGUUAAAAGUUCUGAUGGGCCCCUGAUCAAUGCUGGUGAAAUCUAUCAGAUUUUGCCUCUUGGUGGAAGGACUCUUACAAGAGAUGUGGCGGCAAUGGAAGAAUUGGCAAGAAGCUUCAACAACCCACCGCCUGAUUGGACAGGUGAUCCAUGUUUGCCCCUGGAGAACUCAUGGACAGGAGUUACUUGUUCUAAAGAUAAAAUGGCUAGAGUUAUUUCUCUGGAUCUUACAAACUUUGGAAUAUCUGGCAGUCUAGCUCCAACUAUAGACAAUUUAACUGCAAUCCAUCAUCUUUGGUUAGGGGGCAACCAAAUCUCGGGUUCCAUACCAGAGAUGUAUUCAUUGGGUCGGCUUGAAACUCUGCAUUUGGAGAAUAACAGCUUUACAGGGCCAAUCCCCAAAUCAUUUGGCAAACUUGGGAAUCUUCGUGAGAUAUUCCUUCAGAACAACAAUCUUGAUGGUUCAAUUCCUGACGAACUACAAGGGAAGAAGGGCAUAAAUCUUCAGGUGUCUCCUGGAAAUCAUCUAUCAGCAUAAUGCUAAUAAAGAAGGAUAUAAGAGAGCAACAAAAAUUUCAGCGCCAAGUGAAUGAUCUCAUCGGGAAGUUGUGGCCUUUGUGAGUAUCUUCACGCAGACUGGUGGGGAAAGCGGAGAGAGAUCCAUCGGCUGCUUGUUUCUUUAGGGAAGGUUUAGAUAUUUUUAUGUCUCUAAUCAAGCAAUGCUGGAAUUGCUUGAUCUUGCUAAAUCAAAAUCGAGCUCCAGGGAAAACUGUAACUACACAAAUCCCUUAUACACCGAUAAAACAUAGU
This is a messenger RNA of Durio zibethinus, 2105 nucleotides long. Its product is annotated as Leucine-rich repeat (LRR) family protein. Gene Ontology annotation, molecular function: protein binding. NCBI's taxonomy places the organism in Eukaryota, Viridiplantae, Streptophyta, Magnoliopsida, Malvales, Malvaceae. The record is from RefSeq and is a predicted model, not a curated record.